CAACAGCCCAGGGUUUAUCACCCUGCGCCGCCGCCGUCGCCUCCUAAACCCACCUCGCCUCCGCCGCGGCGGCACCUUCCAGAACCGUGGGCGCCGGCGGGCCAGCCAUGUGGGUUCUCCGGAGCCUCCUCCGGGCAGCAUCGCCGUCGCUCCGCCGCAGCUCCGGGCGCCUCGCCGCGAGUGGGGAGGCGGUGGCCGCGGCCGCGGACUUGGCUACGCCGUCCGCGUGGUUGCUGGCGUCGGGAGCAGGAGCAGACGGCGUGUGGCGGCGGGCGAUGUCGACCAAGGGGAGGAGCAUGCGGAGCAAGGUGGAGAAGCGGAUGGCCAGGGAGACGGGCCGCACCCAGCGGGAGCUCCGCCGCGCCGUCAAGCUCCGGAAGAAGCUCAUGACUGAGGACGAGAAGCUCAUCUACAACCUGCGCAGGGCCAAGAAAAAAGUUGCUUUGCUUCUACAAAAGCUCAAGAAGUAUGAGCUACCAGAAUUACCAGCUCCUCGUCAUGAUCCUGAGCUGUUAACAGCUGAGCAACUACAAGCUUACAAGAAGAUCGGAUUCAGAAAUAGAAACUAUGUACCUGUUGGAGUUCGUGGAGUCUUUGGAGGUGUUGUUCAAAACAUGCAUAUGCAUUGGAAAUUCCAUGAGACAGUGCAAGUUUGUUGUGACAACUUUCCAAAGGAAAAAAUUAAGGAAAUGGCAGCAAUGCUGACAAGAUUAAGUGGUGGAAUAGUGAUCAACAUUCAUAACACUAAAACAAUCAUCAUGUUUCGAGGAAGAAACUACCGUCAACCGAAGAACCUUAUACCUUUCAACACACUUACCAAAAGGAAGGCUUUAUUCAAGGCAAGAUUUGAGCAAGCACUUGAAUCACAGAAAUUAAACAUCAAGAAAAUAGAGACACAACUCCGUCGCAAGGGUAUCAAUCCAGAGGACCCAGUUGCUAUGGCCAGCAUCCAACGUGUUGCCUCUACAUUCUUCCGAGCCAUAGAUGAGCAGCAAGGUACUCCCUAUGUUUUCCGCGGGGAUACAGACCAUUCUGCUGGGACUACUGAAAUAAAAGAACCACAUGAUCAACCAUCUGAAGAUAGUGACCAGGAGGAGCUUGACCGGUUCAUUUCAGAAAUAGAAAGUGCAGCAGAGAAGCAAUGGGAGGAAGAAGAGGCAGCAGAGAAAGAAGAAUCUUCAAGAAUGCGGUAUUUGGAGAGAGAUGAGGUGGGUGAGCGGAGGGGUUUCAAUAGAAGUUAUGAAAACUCAGAUUAUGAGGAUAGAGGGCAGGGAAGAUAUAGGAGAGAGAAUAACAACAAAAGGACAUCAGAUGCAAGGAGGUGGGAUGAUGAUAGCGAGGUCGAGGCAUCAGGUGAGGAAUGGGACUCUGGUGAUGAUGGUGAUGACAGGAAUGUUCUGGGCUUCGACAAUGAUAGAGAUUCUCCUGAUGAGCAUCCUCGACGAUUUGAAAGCAUGAGGAAUGGGAAGAGCAGAUCCAGUGGCAGGGAGGAUUUUGUUCCUAGGGGAGAAGUGGGUGAGAGGAGGGCUUUCAAUAGUAGAUAUGACAACUCAGAUGUUCAGGAUAGAGGCCAGGGAAGAUAUAGGAGAGAUAACAACAAAAGAACAUCAGGUGCAAGGAAGUGGGAUGAUGAUAGUGAGAUUGAUGCUUCCGGUGAAGAAUGGGACUCUGGUGAUGACACGGAUAAUUUUCUUGGAUUCAACAAUGAUAGUGGUGCGCCUGAUGACCAUCCUCAACGAUUCAAAAGUACGAGGAAUGAGAAGAGCAGAUCCAGUGGCAGGCAGAAUUCUAUUCCUGGGGGAUUCAGAAGUUCUAAUUGGACCCCAGGAAAUUCAUUAGCUGCUUCUGAUAGCACUACAUUCAGAGACAGUAAUGAUGAUGGGCUAGGCACUGAAGAUGAUGACUUGUGGGAUUCAGAUUAUAAAGGGGGAGAAACGAACUCAAGAGCCCCAAAGGUGAAUUUCCCAAAUUUCCACAGCAGUAGCGACGAGGGCAGCAAUGACGACUUUAAACACGGUGACAGUAUUGGUAAAACGAAGAAAAAUACCGACGAAAGUUGGGACAGUGACUGAUACGCUGAUGUGUGAUGGACGAAUGCCAGCGUGGAUGGUUGUCAAUCCAGGUUCUUUAAGGGCCUGUAUUGCACAUGUUUUUGUCCAGUGGAGAUCUCGAGGAGCUAGAAGAAUAAGCGUGGUUUCCAUGAUGUUUGAACGUUUGCUGCAAGUUUCAGACAAUACUUGGGUUCCAGUUGUCAUGGUAGCCUGAAAAUGUGCUUCACCUGGAUGAGGGGCAGAGAUUGCCAAUGGUGUUCUAGCCUCCUAGUCACAUCUAGGCCAGAAUGCAGCAUGACUUGAAAAAGCGGAGGAGAAGCUGCCGAAUGUUUCUGGCUAGAGUUCAAUGUUGAGCAACUAAAUAUAUCGAGAUUCCUCGGAAAUGUGAUAUUCUUGUUCUGCGGUCAUUUUGAGACCAAAUUUAUUUUGAUAUUUUUUUUAUGUGAACAAAAACUUGCACAUAGGUAUAUUUGAAGGUCUCUUCUUUCUGUGUCUUCUGUGAGGAUGUAUCUCAUUCGUACGACGAUGAACUUGAGAAAUUGUCUGAAAGUUUUUCACGGUGUGAAACUUUUAUCCGAAUUCUCGAAUA
Messenger RNA from Setaria italica (foxtail millet), 2640 nucleotides. RefSeq lists its product as uncharacterized. Gene Ontology annotation, molecular function: RNA binding. Bases 108 to 2072 code for a protein of 654 amino acids. The transcript is spliced from 4 exons. Lineage: Eukaryota; Viridiplantae; Streptophyta; Magnoliopsida; Poales; Poaceae. The record is from RefSeq and is a predicted model, not a curated record.